AUGACCUUAGAAAAUCAGGUUCUAACAGAAAACAGUGAAAGUGCUAUUGUUGAAACUGUUCAAAAUAAUGACAGUAGCACAACAAAUAAAAAUGAGCCUCUUGAAAAUGAUAUGAAGCCUGAUGUUAAACGUGUUUAUAUCUCUAACUUAAACUUUGAAACCACUGAAGGUGAUUUAUUCGGUUACUUGGAAGACAGUGGUUGUAAAAGUGUUUUGAUCCCAAGCCAAACUGUUCGUGGUUUUAGAACCAAUAAAGUUCGUCCAUUAGGCAUUGCCUAUGCAGAAUUUGAAACUCCCAAACAAGCCAGAGAAGUUGUUGAUAAAUUUAAUGGAGUUGUUUUUAAGGAGCGUGCUUUGAGAUUUAAGCUAUAUUCUCCUUAUUCUCCUGCUGUAGUUACUGAAAAAAUUAGUAAAGCGAAUAAAAAAUCAAGGUUCUCACGUUUAGGUGUUAGCAAUGAUAAAAAAGACAAAAACCAAAUUGUUAAAACGGCAAGCAAUAAAAAAGACAAAAGAAUGAAUUUGUUAUCUGAUUCAGCCCAAAAAGAGGGUGAAGGAGAAAACAAGCAACUACAACAGCAGGAUCCAGACAAGCCAGGUACUACGGAAAUACCUAAUUCUACAGAAGAUUCCAAGGGAGAAAAUAAGGAAGUUUCCAAAGAUACGGUUUAUUGUGCCUAUCUACCACCAAAAGCUACAGACGUUGAGCUAAGAGAAUACUUCCAAAAAUAUGGCCCAACUGAUGUGUAUGUAUUCAAAAAUCGUUAUUAUAGAAGAGGUUUGCAUUUCCAUCGUUAUGUUUUAGCAGCUUUGGUUACCUUGACAGGCGAAGAUAGCGCAUCCAAAGCCAGCGAGGAAUUGAAAAACACUAAAUUUAUGAACAAAUCCAUUGUGAUUAAACCCUCCUAUUUGGAAAAAAUUAAAGAAGUUCAGAAAGCAGCUGCUUUUAAAAGUAAUCCUUCCAGUUCGUUGCCACAAGAUGAAGUACAAGAAUAA
This is a messenger RNA of Saccharomycodes ludwigii, 993 nucleotides long. RefSeq names its product Rrt5p (gene RRT5). Gene Ontology annotation, cellular component: cytoplasm; nucleus; ribonucleoprotein complex. Gene Ontology annotation, molecular function: mRNA binding. The record is from RefSeq and is a predicted model, not a curated record. Bases 1 to 993 code for a protein of 330 amino acids. The transcript has a single exon. Lineage: Eukaryota; Fungi; Ascomycota; Saccharomycetes; Saccharomycodales; Saccharomycodaceae.